AAUCGAUAAGCUUUAACCAUGCUUCUAUACCAUCCAAAUACUCAAGUUGAAGAAAAGGUUAAUAAUGUGGAAGAAUUCACAUACAUGAAAUUUUUGAAGAGCUUUUGCAAGAUAAUGGACUUUUGGCCCGAAAGAGAAGAGAAGAAUAGCAAAACGAGGAUUUUCAGGCUUCGGUACAUCCUGGUCUUGCAGUUCUGUUUCACUCUCGUCGCGGGCGUCCUUUACUUGAAGAACAAUUUCGGGAAAAAGACCUUCUAUGACCUCGGCCACACUAUCAUAACUGUUGUCAUGAACGUCGUCUCGGUUAGCAGAUUGAUACUGAGAUGCUUUAAAAAAUACGAUGUCGUCGGACAACAGUUCAUUAACAAAAUUCAUCUUUACCAUUUCAGAAACGAUUCCGAAUAUUCCAUGAAGACUUACAAAGUUGUGCACAAGAUAUCAAAUAAUAUGACCUACAUAUUCUCUUUUUCCAUUUUCGUCUGUGUGGUCACUUUUAACCUGAACCCGGUUUUCAACAAUAUCGGGUCGGGUGCAUACAAGAAUCCCCGACCAGACAACGUGACCUUGCAGCAAUGCGUGUAUUACGCACUCCCCUUUGACUACACGGGAGAUUUCAAAUGGUACAUGCUGGUGGCCAUCUUUAACGUACAGAAAACAUUUUUCUGCACCUCACUGUUUAUAUUAUUUGAUUUAUUACUGUCCAUGAUGAUAAUACACUUGUGGGGUCAUAUCCGGAUCUUUAUCCACAAUUUGAACCACAUACCGGCGCCUCGUAACUCCUUGGAGUACACAAGAGAAGAGAGACAAGAAGUGGAUAAUACGCUGAAGAAGUGCAUUCAACACCACACUUUAAUAAUAGGAUUUGUUCGCAUAAUGUCUGAGACGUACGGUCUGGCGGUCCUCAUCUAUUACGCUUUCCAGCAAGUGGUUGGAUGCUUGUUGCUGUUGCAAUGUUCACGACUGGAUUUGAAAACUAUCACGCGAUUUGGAUUUUUGACUACUAUGGUAAAUCAACAAUUAAUUCAAAUAUCGGUCAUAUUUGAGCUUCUAGGGUAUAUGAAUGAUAAGCUCCAAGAUGCAGUGUACUGCGUGCCGUGGGAGUACAUGGACACAAGUCACAGGAAGAUGGUGUACAUGAUGUUCAGACAGUCGCAGAUACCAUUGCAGUUGAAGGCUAUGAACAUGUUGAGCAUAGGCGUCAAAACUAUGGCCUCGAUAUUGAAGACGUCUGUAACGUACUACCUUAUGUUGAAAACCAUUACGGCCAACGAAGCUUAAGAACAACAGAAACAUAUAGUACACACACAUACACAUACACACAAUUUAUAUUUCAGAUUCAUAAAUUAAUUAUUCUAUUAAAAUAAUGAAUUAUCUC
Bombyx mori (domestic silkworm) is the source of this 1375-nucleotide messenger RNA. It is a transcript of the gene Or-7, whose product is annotated as olfactory receptor 7. The record is from RefSeq and is marked provisional. NCBI's taxonomy places the organism in Eukaryota, Metazoa, Arthropoda, Insecta, Lepidoptera, Bombycidae. Gene Ontology annotation, biological process: detection of chemical stimulus involved in sensory perception of smell; sensory perception of smell. Gene Ontology annotation, cellular component: plasma membrane. Gene Ontology annotation, molecular function: olfactory receptor activity; odorant binding.